This is a messenger RNA of Anopheles nili, 857 nucleotides long. It is a transcript of the gene mRRF1, whose product is annotated as ribosome-recycling factor, mitochondrial. Gene Ontology annotation, biological process: translation. The record is from RefSeq and is a predicted model, not a curated record. Gene Ontology annotation, cellular component: mitochondrion. NCBI's taxonomy places the organism in Eukaryota, Metazoa, Arthropoda, Insecta, Diptera, Culicidae. The coding region runs from base 1 to 801 and encodes 266 amino acids. The transcript has a single exon. Gene Ontology annotation, molecular function: ribosomal large subunit binding.
AUGCUACGAAUCACAUCACUGAUUCGUGCUGUAAGCUUUCGGUCACUAGAAUCAAACGUGGUCUCCACUAUUGCAUGUGCUUCAAAAUGUGUGCAACAAAAGCAUACCAUCUGCACAGUGCUCUUGAGCGCUCGAUCCAACAUGCCGGCCACAACGCAAUCGGUACGGUUCUAUGCCAAAAGCAAGGAUAAAAAGAAAGACAAAAAGAGCACCGGUGGGAAGGUACAAAUCAACGAGGAGCAACUAGGCUCUCUCAUCGACCUGGAAGCCCUACGAACGCAGAUGGAAAAGAGUCUGGCCGCCAUGAAGGAGGAAUACGUGAAAAAUCUUUCCCUACGCUCCACUACCGGUUCUAUUGAAACUCUGCGUGUAGCCUACGAAGGCAAGGAUUAUCAACUGCAGGAGCUUGGUCAGGUGGUGCGAAAAAACCCUAAAACCUUGGUCAUUAACCUCAUCUCUUUUCCGCAAACCAUCCCUGCCGUUUUGCAAGCGAUACAACGCAGCGGUAUGAACCUAAAUCCUCAGCAAGACGGCACCACACUGUUCAUCCCGGUACCCAAGGUGACUCGUGAUCAUCGCGAGACUCUUGCCAAGAACGCCAAGGUACUCUACAUCAAAUGUCGUGAUAGGAUCAAAGACAUACAGAACCAAACUAUCAAAAAGCUCAAGAAACAAGCCAAUGUUUCCGAGGACGACGCAUUUCAGGGGCAGACCCAAAUCACUGCCAUCGGGGAUGGAUUCAUUAAGGAGGCAGAAAAAAUAAUGGAACUGAAACAAGCUGAACUACUGGGUGAUCAAUAAACCCACUACUAACUAUUAGCAUGUAUAAAAUUGUAGGUUUGAAUAAAAUAAACGUU